Molecule: messenger RNA, 798 nt
Organism: Vanessa atalanta (red admiral)
Lineage: Eukaryota; Metazoa; Arthropoda; Insecta; Lepidoptera; Nymphalidae
Product: tektin-B1-like
Exons: 5
Coding region: 1-798 (265 amino acids)
Biological process (GO): cilium assembly; cilium movement involved in cell motility
Cellular component (GO): microtubule cytoskeleton; nucleus
Source: RefSeq, a predicted model, not a curated record
AUGGGUUGGGAGAAGAUCAAGGAGUUGACGAAUGUCUUAUGCAGACUCGAAAGGGAGAUACAGAACAAAGAUGAUGCAUUAAUAUUAGAAUACCAUGUAAAGGAUUUGAAUCGAAAUAGUUCUGACAUAUCUUAUAAGUUAGACCCGACGAGAAUACCCCCAGAUUCAAUGUCAGAAGAAAGCUACGUACAUUGCAUAGAAAAUACUGUUAAAAUAGCUGAACAGCUAAUGAAGGAAUCGAAAGAUUUACGCGAGAUAAUGUUUAAAAGUAGGGAACAAGCCCGGAAUCAAAUGUAUGCUCAGAGCCAGCAAGUUGAAAUGAUAAUGAGAAGGCGUAUUUACGACAUCCAGAGAGCAAGAAAUGAAAUGGAGUGGCAGAAGUAUAAGCUAGAAGGAAAUUUGCAAAAAGUUGAUCGAGAAAUAGAAACACUUCGUGCAGCAGUAGCUGACAAAAUAAAUCCAACUAAACUUGUAGAAACUCGACUAGAAACGCGGAUGCGACGACCAGUCUUGGAAAGAGUUCAGGAUAAACCAAUGCGUGGUCUAAUAGAAGAAUACGAAAGAGUUCAUAUGAGCUCCAAUAUGUUAGAAAAUAAACUAGAAGAAGCACUCUCAACCUACCACGGUCUAUACAAUCACCAUCAGCGCGUGACAAAGGAUCUCGAGUACAAGAAUCAAGCCCUAGAAACAGAUCGGCGUCUGAUCGAAAUCAGGAAACCUUUACAUAGAGAUGAUGAUUCUGAUUUUAAGAGGAAUGUUGGAUAUUGUCAUAUGCCGGCGGAACUUGUUACAGAUUAA